This is a messenger RNA of Cuscuta campestris, 2234 nucleotides long. The record is from the annotation of a GenBank genome assembly. Lineage: Eukaryota; Viridiplantae; Streptophyta; Magnoliopsida; Solanales; Convolvulaceae.
AUUAGAACUAUGCCAUUCAUUCUUGCGAAUGAAAUAUGCGACAGAAUUGCGGGUGUUGGUUUUCACGCCAACAUGAUAACGUACCUGACACAGGUGCUAAAUUUGCCUCUUGUGAAGGCAUCCAAUACUCUCACCAACUUUGGUGGAACCUCCAGUUUCAUGCCCCUUGUUGGUGCUCUUAUUGCAGAUUCUUUUGCUGGACGAUUCUUUACUAUCAUUGUUGGAUCUAUCAUUUAUGAGUUGGUCUCUCUCUCUCUCAUGGAUUAUAGAUAGACAAGAAUGAGUUGAAAAAGUUAUUCCAAGAUAUGGAUGUUCUAUUUUUUUUAAAUUAAAAACAUAUGUUACAGGGAAUGAUAAGUAUCACCGUUUCAGCAAUAUUGCCACAACUUCGUCCUCCGCCAUGCCCCACUCAAAAAGAUUGUAGGGAGGCUUCCAACCAUCAACUUUGGGUACUCUAUGUUUGUUUACUCCUGACAUCUAUUGGUGCUGGAGGGAUUCGGCCUUGUGUUAUUACCUUUGCCGCUGAUCAAAUUGACAUGACAAGGACAAAAGUUGAGGGCCGUAAAUGGAACUUCUACAACUGGUACUAUUUCUGCAUGGGAAUGGCCACUCUAACAGCGCUUACCGUCAUAGUUUAUAUCCAAGAUAAUGUGAGUUGGGCUUGGGGUCUAGGACUUCCUACCAUUGCUAUGGGACUAUCAGUUGUUGUUUUUAUUUUAGGGUCCCCUCUUUAUAGAAAAGUAAAACCAGGAGGUAGUCCAUUGGUUAGAUUAGCACAGGUAAUUGUUGCAUGUGUUAGGAAGAGAAAUGUUGUCAUGCCUUCUGAUUCUGCUCUCCUGUACGAGAAUCAACAACUUGAUGCUGUAAUCUCAUGUAAUGGGAGGCUUCUGCAUACUGAUCAAUUUAGGUUUAUUGACCGUGCGGCCAUAGUCGAUGACUCUGACAUGAGAGAACCAAACAAACCAAACCUGUGGAGGCUUGCAACUGUGCAUAGGGUGGAGGAACUUAAAUGCAUCCUCAGGAUGCUACCUGUUUGGGCCGCUGGCAUAUUACUCAUCACCUGCUAUUCACACGUUGGCAGCUUUACCAUCCAGCAAGCACGCACUAUGGAUCGCCACUUGUCCCGCUCCUUCCAAAUCCCUCCCGCCACCAUGUCUAUCUUCACUGUCUCGACUGUCCUUUUGGGGCUUGCUCUAUACGAGCGCGUCUUUGUGCCUUAUAUUCGCAGGUUCACUGGGAACCCCUCAGGAAUCACAUGCCUACAGAGAAUGGGUAUAGGUUUUGCAGUUAACAUCAUUGCCACCAUUGCUUCAGCCCUGGUCGAGAUCAAGCGCAAAGCUGCCGCUGAGCGUCAUGGCCUGCUUGAUCAACCAGCUGCCAUCAUCCCCAUCGGUGUCUUUUGGUUAGUCCCUCAAUAUUGCCUCCAUGGGAUAGCCGAAGUGUUCAUGUCAGUGGGUCAUCUUGAGUUUCUAAUUGAGCAAUCCCCAGAAAGCAUGAGAAGCACAGCGGCAGCACUCAAUUCGCUGACUUCUGCAGUAGGAAACUACAUGGGCACAUUCGUAGUGUCAUUAGUGCACAACUACACAGGCAAGGAAGGGAACUGGCUACCCGACCGAAACCUGAACAGGGGACGAUUGGAAAACUAUUACUGGCUCAUAACUGGUAUACAGGUCCUAAAUUUCGCAUACUAUGUCACUUGUGCUAUGUAUUAUAGGUACAAACCAAUGGGAGAACAUAUUGCUGGUGAUGAAGCUGGCGUGGAGUUUGGCUUGAAAGAUGAAGUUCUCUUGGCUAAUAGUGAUGACAAAGAAGUUGAACUAUCCAGCAAUGGUAAAUUGUAGUCAUUUGAAGGAUUGCAAUAAGUAGAGAACAAAAUAUCAGCUCAAAGAAAGACGUACGUAUUGUCUAUUUUGCAAAGUACUUUUUCGAAUUCACUUGACAUAUAACUGUUGGAGAAUUGUUGACGAAAACCAGCAAACUAGACAAAUAGUUAUUAAUAACAAACUUGAGUCGAGUCAGACGCUGUCCUUAAGGAAAUAUAUUUCGGCACAUGGAAAUUUUCCCCUAUGAUAUAAAACAAUCUGAGCUCUUCAGCAUUCCGUUGGAAUUAGAAUUAACGAGAAAUUCAGGAGUAAUUAUCGCCCAACGGAAUUCUUCCUAUAUAAAGGAGUAAACAAAAUUUUCAUUAUUGAUGUGAUAUUGUGUGUAGCCAAUAACAAAUGUAAUAAUCGUAG